Pyricularia grisea is the source of this 5714-nucleotide messenger RNA. RefSeq lists its product as uncharacterized. Gene Ontology annotation, cellular component: nucleolus; small-subunit processome. The coding region runs from base 1 to 5406 and encodes 1801 amino acids. Lineage: Eukaryota; Fungi; Ascomycota; Sordariomycetes; Magnaporthales; Pyriculariaceae. The record is from RefSeq and is a predicted model, not a curated record. Gene Ontology annotation, biological process: rRNA processing. Gene Ontology annotation, molecular function: protein binding; RNA binding. The transcript is spliced from 3 exons.
AUGCCCGUUACCCUGAAACUCCACGGUCAUCGGAACAACCCCAUAAAGCUCACCAUGAGCUCGUUAAAACGCAAAGACGCUCCCGGCAGCAAGCCGGCAGCGAAACCGCCCGCAGGUGAACCACCAUCUAAACGCCCUCGAUCCGAUUCAGCAUCGAAGUCCAAGGACAAGGCCGACAAGCCCGCCAGCGCGCCGGCAGCACCUGUUAUUUCAAAGCUAAAGGAGGACGAGCCACUAUUUCCUCGAGGAGGCGGAAGUGUCCUCACACCCCUGGAGCAUAAGCAAAUCAAGGUGCAGGCUAGCAAGGACGUCUUAUUCGAGCAAGAAUCUGGGAAGAGCAAGGGCAAAGAAGAUCGCGCCCCCAAAAAGCUCAAGGGGAAGAAGUCCAAGACGCAAUUGAAGGAGCUCACCAAAAAUCCAGACGCUGUCAAAAUAGAGAGCUUAAACUUCAAGAGACUCGUCAAGGGCUCCUUAGUUCUUGGGCAAAUUACUGCCAUCAGUGCUCUCGAGGUUGAAAUCUCCCUGCCUAACAAUGUGACUGGUCAUGUGAAAGCGACGUCUAUUUCCACACAGCUCACCAAGAAGCUGCAAGAUGCGAUGGACGUUGAGCAAGAAGACGACGACGACGACGACAGUGACAUCGACCUUGCAUCCAUCCUGUCAAUCGGGCAAUACGUUCGCACGUAUGUAGUCUCUACCAUGGAGGAGCCCAGUACGGCUGGUGCAAAGGGUAAGAGGAGAAUCGAGCUCUCACUACAGCCUGAGCUUGCAAACACGGGCCUCUCGAGCGCAGAUGUCGUCGAGAACUGCACCGUUGCGGGCUCCAUCUCAAGUGUCGAGGAUCACGGAUACGUGGUGGACCUUGGCAUCAAGAAUCUUACUGGCUUCUUGUCCAAAAAGGAGGUGGACAAGAGCAUACCGGCGGCACAACUUCAACCAGGCUGUGUGCAUCUCCUCUUGGUCACGAGCGUCAAGGGCAAGAUUGCCCAGGUAUCAACGCUGACCAAGAAGCUGGGUAACGUGCAGCUCUUCCCUGGCACAGCGAAAACUAUCAACACUUUCCUCCCCGGUACUGCCGUGGAUGUAUUGGUCUCGGAUUUGUCCGGUAGAGGACUUGCGGGCAAGGUUAUGGGCUCGCUGGAUGUUACUGCCGACAUUAUUCACUCCGGCCUUGGCCCCAACGGAGUCAACUUGGAGAAAAAGUACAAGAUUGGCUCGAAAGUCAAGGCCAGGGUUAUUUGCAAUUUCCCCACGUCAGAUAAUCUCAAGCUUGGGAUAAGUCUACUCAGCCAUUUGACAUCUCUCCAACCGAAAAACGCCAAAUUGGACGAAAAGGAGGUGUCUCCCUUGACUGCUCUGCCUCACUCUUCCAUAGUGGAACAGUGUACCGUCACUAAGGUCGAACCAGACAUUGGUCUCUUUGUCGACACCGGCGUAGAGGGCGUUCCUGGUUUUGUCCACAUCUCCAGGGUCAAGGAUGGCAAAGUGGAUGCUUUGUACGAGGCCAGCGGACCGUACAAGACCGGAUCUGUACACCGAGGCAGGAUUGUGGGCUAUAACUCGAUGGAUGGCAUGUAUCAUGUGUCCUUUGAGAAGAGCAUACUCGAGCGUCAAUAUCUGCGCAUCGAGGAUGUGCCCAUCGCCGAGGUGGUCAAUGUGACGAUUGAGAAGCUGGUAGUCAAGGAGGAUGGUCUGAGCGGUGUCAUCGUCAAGUUGGCUGAUGGCAUCACUGGUUUCGUUCCUGAAAUGCACCUUGCCGAUGUUCGUCUUCAGCACCCAGAGAAGAAGUUCAGAGAAGGUCUCAAGGUCAAAGCUCGCGUUCUUUCGGUUGAUCCGGCCAAGAAUCAGCUGCGUUUGACGUUUAAGAAGACUUUGGUGAACUCCGAAGCAGCACCCAUCAAGGAUUUUAGCGAGGCCUCGGUCGGACAGCAAGUCCAGGGAACCAUCGUCAAGAUCAAGCCCAUUGGGGCAUUCGUACAAUUUUACGGGACGUUGAGGGGUUUCCUUCCCAUUGGAGAGAUGAGCGAGAGCUUCAUCCGGGAUCCGAAUGAACAUUUCCGGACCGGCCAGGUCGUCAACGUGCACGUUAUCAACGUUGACCCUGAAAGGCGCAGACUGGUGGUUUCUUGCAAGGACCCGGCUGCUUUUGGGGUUGAGAAGCAGAUGGCACUCCAGAAACUCAAGGUUGGCGAUCUCGUGUCUGGCAACGUUACCGAGAAAUCAGAGGACAAUGUGUUUCUCGAGCUCAAAGACAGCUUAUUAAAGGCUGUAUUGAGGGCGCAUCACCUUACGGACAAGUCACCUUCGAAGAACCAGUCUGCACUCAGCAAAAUACGUGUUGGACAGACCCUCGAGGAUAUGGUCAUCCUGGAAAAAGACGAAGGCCGACGGUCAAUUGUCUUGUCCCUCAAGCCAAGCCUUGUCAAGGCAAGCCAGAACGGUCAGUUUCUGGCCACUCUCACAGACGCCAAGGUUGGUAAACUGGUUCAGGGCUUUGUACGCAAUAUUACAUCUACGGCUGUCUUUGUUCAGUUUGGCGGCAAUUUGACGGCUCUGUUACCAAAGUCGAUGAUUUCCGCUCAAGCCCAGGCUCUGGAGGAUUUUGGACUGCGUCUACACCAAGCUAUCCAGGUCAAGGUACACUCGGUGGAGGACAAGCGUUUGGUGGUUUCCAUGCCAGAUGCUGAGGCACCCAAGGAAACCAAGCCACGACACGAGGCCAAACCAGUCUCAAACCCUGUUGAUGCAUCGAUUACUUCAACAGACGACAUCAGUGUCGGCACGGUGACCAAGGCGAGGAUCGCGUCUAUCAAGAAAACGCAGCUGAACGUCGCCCUGGCAGACAACGUACAGGGACGUGUCGAUAUUUCCGAAGUAUUCGACUCUUGGGACGAGAUUACCGACGCGAAAGACCCGCUGUCAAAAUUCACACAGAACCAGAUCAUCGACGUUCGCGUCAUUGGCGUACACGAUGCACGCAACUAUCGUUUCUUGCCCUUCUCGCACCGCACGGCAAACUCUGUAUUGGAGCUCACUGCCAAGCCUAGCAGUGUGCGGGCCAAGGGCCAAUACAAGCCGCUAGCCAUGGCCGAUGUCAAGGCCGGGUCGAGCUGGCUCACUUUUGUAAACAACAACGAGGAUAAGUGGCUGUGGGUGAACCUCUCUCCCACAGUCAGGGGUAGGAUUCGAUCCAGCGAGGUAUCAGACGAUAGCUCUCACGGGAAGGACUUGCGCCAGAACUUCCCCGUGGGCACUGCUCUCCGGGCUCGCGUACUGGCUGUCGAUGCCGACAAUGGCAAAUUGGACUUGUCAGCACGAUCAGAACGGCCCAACGAGCACAUGAAGUGGGAAGAGCUAGAGAAAGACACUGUCAUGCAUGCCAGGGUUACCAAAGUGAACGACCGCCAGGUGUUUUUCCAAAUCAGUGACAGCAUCGCCGCGCCUGUGCACAUUAUCGACUUGAACGAUGACUACGAUCACGCGAACCCCCUCAAAUACUCCAAGAAUGACAUCGUUCGAGUAUCAGUUGUGAGCAUAGACAAGAACAACAAAAAGCUCCGACUUUCGGCCCGCGAAUCACGCGUCCUGAGCUCGGAACUGCCCGUCAAGGACAAGGAGAUCACCAGCGUGUCCCAGAUCGAGCAAGGUACCAUCCUCCGGGGCUUUGUGAAGAACGUUUCGGACAAAGGUCUGUUCGUCACCUUGGGCGGCGAUGUCACAGCCUUGGUCAGGAUAUCCGAUCUCUCCGACGCCUUCCUCAAGGACUGGAAAGAGCAUUUCCAAGUCGACCAGCUCGUAAAGGGCCGUGUGACCUCUGUUGACAAGACUCUUGGUCAUGUUCAAAUGAGCCUCAAGGCCUCGGCUGUUGACGAGGAUUACAAGCCGCUGCCUGGUUACGGCGACUUGAAGGAGGGUCAGGUGGUCACCGGAAAAGUCCGUAAGGUUGCUGACUUUGGCGCCUUUAUUCUCAUCGACAAAUCAGCAAAUGUCAGCGGACUCUGUCACAGGACUGAGAUGGCCGACAAACCUGUCAAGGACGCAACCAAACUUUACAGAGAAGGCGACAGCGUCAAGGCAAUUAUUCUCAGUGUUGAUGCGGCCAAGAAGAAGGUCAGCUUUGGACUGAAGCCCUCGUACUUUGAGGAUGCCGACAGCGAUGACGACAUGGAAGACGAUGAAGAUAGCGACGAUUCCGGCGCGGCGCUUGGCUUUGACAGCGACGAUGAUGAUGACGAGGAUGAAGAUGAUGAUAUGGAAGAUGGCGACAGCGUUGUGCUUUUUACAGGUACAGGAGACGCAGAAUCUUCCGAUCAAGAAGAUGAGGAAGACGAUGAUGUCUCCAUGACAGACGCGCAGACUGGAGGUGCCGCUCUUCCGGGACUAGAUGCUGGAGGGUUCGAUUGGUCAGGUGGCAACCUUGAUGCUGACGACCAGGGCUCUGAUGGUUCCUCAGAGGAGCAGACGAGCAAGAAGACUAAGAAGCGGAGGAAGGCCGAAAUCGAGGUUGACCGCACUGGCGACCUGGAUGCCAACGGCCCCCAGACCGCCGGUGACUUUGAGAGAUUGUUGCUCGGACAGCCGAACUCGUCUGCGCUGUGGAUUGCAUAUAUGGCGUUCCACAUGCAGGUGAGUGAGCUUGCAAAGGCCCGCGAGGUAGCCGAGAGAGCCAUCAACACUAUCAACGUCCGCGAGGAGACGGAGAAGCUCAACGUCUGGAUCGCCUACCUCAACCUGGAGGUGGCCUACGGUACAGACGAAAGCCUGGACGAAGUCUUCAAGCGGGCAUGCCAGUACAAUGAUGACUUGGAAGUCCAUGAACGGUUGGCGAGUAUCUGCAUCCAGUCUGGCAAGCAUGAUAAAGCAGACGAACUAUUCCAAGCAAUGGUCAAGAAGUUCGGCAGCAAGUCACCCAAAGUCUGGCUCAACUACGCACACUUCCUCUACACGUCAGCCAAAUCUCCAGACCGAGGCCGUGCCCUCCUGCCCCGAGCCAUGAAGUCCCUGGGCAGCCACGCGCACCUGGAGCUGGCCAGCAAGUUCGCGGGACUCGAGUUCCGCUGCCCCGGCGGCGACCCGGAGCGCGGCCGCACCGUCUUUGAGGGUCUGCUGUCCACGUACCCCAAGAGGCUCGACCUGCGCGGCCAGCUCCUCGACCUUGAGGUGGCUGCCGGCAGCGACAAGGCCGUCGUGCGCGACGUGUUUGAGCGCGGCACCAAGGCAAAGGGCCUCAAGCCCAAGCAGGCCAAGAAGUGGUUCCAGCGCUGGGCCAAGUGGGAAGAAGCCAACGGGGACGCCAAGAGCCGAGAGAAGGUAUCGGCCAAGGCCCAGGAGUGGGCCAGGUCGGCCGAAGCCAGAAAGGCCGACAAGACGGCGCAGGAUAAAGAUGCUGCGGAGGAGUCGGAUUAGAUUUCGGGCGGAAACCUGGUAUAUAUCAGAUGCUCUCUUGGUAGCGGGGAGGAUUAGGAAGAGGAGGAGUGGGGGGGUAAAAAAAGGUUUCAUCUGUUAAUAUAAUUUCAUCAUGGCUUGGCGUACAAAAUAUAAAAAUGACAAAAAAGGAUCAACAUCGAGAUUUCCAAAAACAAAACCGAAUACAUGUCGCACAGUACACGGAACGAACCACUACCAAGAUUGUUGAACUUUGGGUCUUUACUUGAUUAACCAGUGAUCAAAAAGAGAGUGGGGAACUCGAGAAGAGAAAAAAAAAAGAAAAAAAA